GCCGCAUAGAACUCUGGGUAAUAGAGGGGUUUUCAAACAACACAGACACAGACGUUUCUGAAUCGAUCGAGUAACGAACUGAUUGAUCCACUUAGGUUUUAGAGCAAUACCACUAUGCAAGAGUUCAGACUAUCGUACGCAGACCAAGAAAAGAAAUGCGAGAGUAUAUUGAACAACUCGACCGAAGCGCAGACAUAACGGACGAAGACAACAGAACCGCACCAAACACAGCCUGUCAUUCGUUCUGAGCCAUCGUCACAUUUGCCUGUAAGGGGAGACGGGACCCAGCUUAUGCAGUUCGUUGAUGGUGCCAGUGUGAUUUCUUGACUUGGACGCUCGUUUUUCUGCACCGUACAUCUGUCUUGAUGUCUUUGAACGUGUAGGACUCAAUUAAAGAGACUUGCGAUGCCUCGACUCUCAAAACAACAGAGAGAGGAAGUGAAGGAAAUGCUAGACAAAGGUUACUCCCAGUACGAAGUUUCUAAAAAAAUGAAAACAGCUCGGAGUACAAUUCACCGAUUAGUCAGUAAGUUAAAAACGACAGGAUCAACUGAUGACCGCCCACGUACAGGGCGACCUCGGAUCAUCCCAAUCCGAGAUCAGUCAUGGCUCGAAUGUGCUGGUGAGGAGAGACCCUUUGUUUGCACAGAGUGUGGUAAGACUUUCAAACACUUCCACAAUCUCAAGAACCAUUUAAAGACUCAUGGUGAUGAACGGGAAUACCAGUGUGAUCAGUGUGGCCGUGGUUUUAUUAGUUCUGCUAAUUUCAAGCGACACAUGCGUACUCAUACUGGAGAAAAACCUUAUAUUUGUGAAUACUGUGCUCGAGGUUUUGCUGACUUGUGCACAAUGAAUGCACACAUUCGUACUCACACGGGAGAACGUCCUCACAAAUGUCACCUUUGUGGGAAGGCUUGUACAACAGCUGGCAAUCUCCACGCUCAUAUGAAGGUGCACAGAGAUAAGAAAGGAGGGGAGGUACCACGUCCCUUGUUCGUGAAACCCCCUAGAUACAAAUCUGUCCCUGUCUUUAAACAUAUGGAACUGUUGAAAGCUAGAAACCAACAAGCAUUGAAAGAAGAGUCGGAUAUUGCUGAGGAUAGUGAAGCAUUUGAUGAAGAUAUGAUUGUCAAAGAGGAGAAUGAAUCUAAUGAGGACGGCCUUGAGGACCACCAAGAUGAGGACUGCCCUGAGGACCACCAAGAUCAGGACAAUCCGCAUAUGCUCAGUGUGGACAUGACUUCCAGUUCUGUAACUGAAUUUCAAGAGGAUCUGCCAGCAAAAGUGAAACAAGUCUUGGUGGUUUUGAAGAUAGUCUGUCCUCUGUUAAACGUACAGACAUGGACUUUCAGAAGAGGUUCUGUCAAGCAAUUGCGGCAUCUUUAACAGGGGAACAACUUAUUCCAGUCAAUCAUAUCAAGAAAGAACCUGACUUUGAUGAAGAGCUGAACUGAUCUGCUGUUCCAUGAGUGCUAAAUAUUUCUGUCUGUGUGUGUGAGUCUGAGUGACUGCAAUAACCUCCACAGUCUUGUAGUUCCAUGCUUGUGGGUUUCUUAGAGGAAUAUAACCUGCAUUGCUGUGGAUGUCACCAAGGAUUAAGCCCCAAUAUCUUGGUAUGACUGAGACCACCUCUGUGGUUUAGUGGAUGAGAGCCCCUCCCAGAGAGAGGAAGGUCGGUGGUUGAUACUCUAGUGCACCAUACCUCACAACAUUAAAGGUGAUACAUGUUGUUGUCCUGCCUGGUGCUUGGCAUUAUGGGUAUAAAACAUGGGGUGGUCAGUUCUGAGCCAGUGUACUGUGAGUGGUGUCCAUGUUAAACAGUGGUGUGGUAUCUCAGUGGACUGGCAUUAGAAUCAGUCAUUAGCCCUGACUAGCACAAGCAGCCAUGCACGCACUUCACACAUUGCUGUAGAAGUGAAAUAAUUUUGAACAUGGCAUUAAACCCCAUCCUUGCCUGACAUGACUGAAAUACUAUUUAAAGCCAUUCCAAACAAUGCUGGCUCAAUGUAACUAAAAGCCUGAACUUCCAGGCCAUGUGUGAAUUCAAAGGUACUCACCAGGGUUUCACUGCAACUGGUCCUCAAGUCAAAACUAGUCACAAGAUAUACGGACUGGCGUUUACUUCUAAAUAGCAUUACACAAACACCUAGUCAAUAGACAUUGUGAACCAGUAUUUGCAAUUUAAGCACGAAAGUGUUGUGGCAAUUGUAAUGGCUGAUCAGAUAUUCUGAGAACCUAAUUUAUGAAGGGGUGUCAAGUAUCUUUUUUGCAGAGAGUUAUGCAUCGUAUCAGGGAAUGAUCUGACUUCAAACCCCCAUCCUCCCUACCCAACCCCAUCCCAUCCUCCCUCGCUCCCACUCUGGACCCGAACCCCAUCCUCCUACCCUCCCACCCCAAAC
Messenger RNA from Haliotis rubra (blacklip abalone), 2399 nucleotides. Its product is annotated as zinc finger protein 235-like. NCBI's taxonomy places the organism in Eukaryota, Metazoa, Mollusca, Gastropoda, Lepetellida, Haliotidae. The record is from RefSeq and is a predicted model, not a curated record. The transcript has 3 exons. Bases 406 to 1386 code for a protein of 326 amino acids. Gene Ontology annotation, cellular component: nucleus.